CCCCCAAAACCAGCCCCAAUCGACACCCACGUAAUAUUUUUCAUUUCAUCUUGGUUCUCUAAUUAAUAGCGAACAAUUUCAGCCUAAAAUUAACCCUGUGGGGCCCCAUUCAGUCCUAAUCAUCAAAUUUUGCAAUGAGUUAUAUUGAUUUACAAUCAGCCGAAGUUCUAGAAGUCCAAACGUCUCAAGACUCUCCCAAAGACAAUACAAAUACAGAAUUAUCAACAAACGGGCCCGAAGAAGAAAACUACAAUGAACACUCCAAUUUACCUUUCCAAGAAUUGUUGAAAAUGCAUACAAAGCAAACAGUGUGGGGUUUCGAAUACGGACAAAAUAUCAGAGAAAGCGCCAUGGCCAGAGAUAAGAAUUUGCAAGAAAGUAGCGAGAAAAAAGGGGACAGCGAAUCAGAAAGUAAUACAGAUACAGAAAAACCAUCAGACAAAUGCCUCUCAGAACCCGGUCCUUCUACCUCCAAAAUAUGCACCACUGAAAAAGACCACAAGACGCCACAUUCGCGAAAAGAAGGCAGGAGUGCGAGGACUAGAACCAGUAAAAGAAAAAAUAGUACCAAACAAGAUUUUGGGUCGCCAAGGAAAACGCGGCGGGUACCUUUACCUUUGCUGAACUGGGCUGAUAGCAAAGAAGUUUGGAUGUAUAUGGUAUAUAAAGAAGAAGCAUCUUUGAACCUUAGAAAUCCCCGUUUAUUUGAAGACUUCACAAACUUCAUACCUCGUAUGAGAGCGAUUUUACUAGACUGGGUAAUGGAGGUGUGCGAAGUUUACCACUUAAGACGCGUCACUUAUUACCACACUGUAGAUUACUUUGAUAGAUUUUUGUCCUUAAGGCCUGACGUGCCUAAAAGCCAAUUGCAAUUAGUCGGUAUCACUUGCCUUUUCAUUGCUUCUAAACUCGAAGAAAUUUUUCCUCCACACUUGAAUGAAUUUUCUUACGUCUGCGAUGGGGCUUGUAGCACUGAAGACAUUUUAAAUUGCGAACUGUUGAUUUUGAAUAGCCUAGGAUGGGAUUUGAAUGUGAUGACUCCGAGUUGCUGGUUGAAUUUGUAUAUGCAAAUUCAUUUCCAGGCUCCAACUGUAAUAAAAAGAAGACUCCAUCAAGAUACCACUAGAGAUUUCCUGUUUCCACAAUACUCUGGCUAUCAAUUUACAAGAGCCUCACAAAUGAUAGACGCAUUCAGCCUUGAUCCCGGUUUCUUGAAAUUUUCUUACAGUACUCUUGCAGCUGCUGCCAUGUAUUUUAUGUACGGAAAACAGGUGGCGCUAGAAGUAUCGGGAUUUGCUUGGGAACAAUUGCAACCUUGUGCAGAAUAUAUGGCCGCAUUUUAUCUUGUACUCCGAGAUACACCAGAUCCUAGAUUGAUGAGUUGUAAAUCUGACGUACCACAAGAAGAACAUGGGCAGCCUCAUUUGGCCAGCUUGAAGUAUCGGGUACCCAAUUUGAUAAAAGAUGAAAAUCACAGUUUACAAACUCAUGUGGUUAAUAUGGAAUAUUUUGAAAAAUCUGCUAUUCUCAGACUAGAACAAAUGGGCCUUAAAGUAGAACGCACCUACGUAAACAAAAACAAACAGCCCCAAUCAGAACUAGAAGAAACAUCAGACGACACCAAAGAAAAUCGACCAGACAAUCAAGAAACCGAAGAAGACUUAGUGUGCAUGUACGACGUGGAAAAAGUAUCUUGCGAUGCAGUAGCCUUGGACGAUUCAGACAUUGACAUUUCAAAUCUUUCCUCCCCCGACGUUGAUCUGAUUUUAGCCGAUGACAAAGCUCUGUUGAGUUUCGAUGAAAUUUUAGACGGAAUCGUCAAGUGUAAUCAAAAAAAUAUUCCAGUUCAGACACCGUCGCCUACUAAAGCCUUAUUGGAUGAAGCCCUUCAAAGGUUGGAUUAGCUAAAGUUAAUGAAUAGUUUUUUUUAAUUCAGAUAUUAGGCAUUGACAAAGAUAUAUUUGUCAUUGCUUAAUAUUAUUGGCCAGUAUUUAAACUGGCAUCUGAAUGUCUUACCAAGCUAAUCUUUGGUAAAGAGUGUAAUGUGAUACAGAUUGCAUUUUUUUUACAAAAAUACUGUUAUGUGCGAAUGGAAGGAAUAUUUGAUUUUAUUUUUUGUGCAUUUUUGGUUCAGUUUACUUUGACACGGGUUUAUUUUUUCGUACAGUUCAAAUAGGUUUAGGUUUUAUGCUGGAUUUUUCAGCGUUUUCAAUUAAAAAUGUUCAAAUGAAAAAAAAUAAUAAUUCUUGAAUCAGUUAUAUGAUUUGUUAAAUGCUUUAAUACUUAAUAAGGAAGAGUGCCCGAUUUAAUUUCAGGUUUCGGAUAUUAUGUUUACCUACUGUAGAUAGAAAAAUAAAUUUAAAAAAAAAACUAAAAUUUUGGAUUUCGUUUAGAUAGUAAAAAUAUAUUUUAUAUAGUUGAUUAUUAGGGUUAAUUGUCCAAUUUGAUACGCUUCUUUGCUUCCAAACAGGAAAAUAAUUAAAAAUUAUUUAUUUUAGACAAAUUUUCUUGGGCUUUGACUUACUUAAUUUUUCUUUUUUUUUGUGUGUACAAACCUAACUUUAUAAGACUGCCUCUUAUUGUCAGUAGCUUAAUUCCUAUUUAUUCUAGUAAAUUUUGCGAUUGUCGUGUCCUUUUAGUAAAAUUCUUUUGAAUUUAUACAGACACAUAACUACUUUGAAUGAUCUCAAACAAAUCCCAAUUAUUUAAUGGGUGAGAUCUGAGGCGAACUUUUUAAACAACAAUAAUUUUUCAAGCUGCUAUUAUGAAGGAUAUUUUAAUGUUUCUUGUUAUGCAUAUUUGUUUUUUUUUUCUUCUAUGGUCUGUUUAGAAAGCUUCGUUAAAGAUAUUUGCAUAUUUUUCAUAUACAUAAUGAAUUAUUUUUAUCUUCACUGUGAGAUAAUUUUGUAUAUAGCAGAUUUUAAAUAAAUAUUUUAUUCCUAA
Molecule: messenger RNA, 2943 nt
Organism: Ceutorhynchus assimilis (cabbage seed weevil)
Lineage: Eukaryota; Metazoa; Arthropoda; Insecta; Coleoptera; Curculionidae
Source: the annotation of a GenBank genome assembly